AUGGGAAAUCGUCAGUCGAAGUUGUCCCAAGAGGAAUUGAACCAGCUUCAGAAGGACACGCAUUUCGACAAGAAGGAGCUCCAGCAAUGGUACAAGGGCUUCCUCAAAGACUGUCCAAGCGGCAUGCUCACGAAAGAGGAAUUCCAAAAAAUUUACAAGCAAUUCUUCCCUUUCGGCGACCCAACCUCCUUCGCAGACUACGUCUUCAACGUCUUCGAUUCAGAUAAGUCAGGCUCCAUCGACUUUAAAGAGUUCAUAUGCGCACUGAGUGUCACCUCGAGGGGGAAGAUGGAGGACAAGCUGGACUGGGCAUUCCAACUUUACGAUAUUGAUGGCGACGGUGAGAUAAGCUACAGUGAAAUGCUGCAAAUCGUGGAAGCGAUAUACAAGAUGGUUGGUUCGAUGGUCAAGCUCCCAGCCGACGAAGACACACCAGAAAAACGGGUUCGGAAGAUCUUCAAAAUGAUGGACAAGGACGAGAAUGGGUCGCUGGACAUGGCUGAGUUCAAGGAAGGCAGCAAGCGUGAUGAAACAAUAGUUUCGGCACUAUCACUGUACGAUGGCCUAGUAUGA
Messenger RNA from Letharia columbiana, 573 nucleotides. RefSeq lists its product as uncharacterized. NCBI's taxonomy places the organism in Eukaryota, Fungi, Ascomycota, Lecanoromycetes, Lecanorales, Parmeliaceae. The coding region runs from base 1 to 573 and encodes 190 amino acids. The transcript is spliced from 4 exons. Gene Ontology annotation, cellular component: cytosol; intracellular membrane-bounded organelle; membrane. The record is from RefSeq and is a predicted model, not a curated record. Gene Ontology annotation, molecular function: calcium ion binding.